This is a messenger RNA of Limulus polyphemus (Atlantic horseshoe crab), 1308 nucleotides long. Its product is annotated as methionine aminopeptidase 1-like. NCBI's taxonomy places the organism in Eukaryota, Metazoa, Arthropoda, Merostomata, Xiphosura, Limulidae. The transcript is spliced from 13 exons. Gene Ontology annotation, biological process: proteolysis. The coding region runs from base 40 to 1170 and encodes 376 amino acids. The record is from RefSeq and is a predicted model, not a curated record. Gene Ontology annotation, molecular function: metalloaminopeptidase activity.
CACAACGUGUUGUGUAAGUUACCCUUGCCUUGGAAUAAAAUGUCGAUAGUCCUAUCUGAAGACCGAUGUUGUUUGACUACUGAUUGUCAUAAAGCCGCUCGCUUGCAGUGUCCAACAUGCAUUAAACUUGGGAUUAAUGAUUCCUACUUCUGCUCACAGGAAUGCUUUAAAGGAAACUGGGAGAUACAUAAACAAGUGCAUAAAAAAGCAAGAAAUGAUAAACAAAAUACAGAAUAUAUCCCAUGGCCAGGGUUUCAGUUCACUGGAAAGUUGAGACCUUUUCCCAAGACUCCUAAACGGGAAGUACCGGACCUUAUUCAACGACCAGACUAUGCAGAUCACAAAAAGGGUUGGCCUCUUAGUGAACAAGCUGUAAAAGGGUCCUCUCAUAUUAAAGUCCUAGAUGAUGAUGAAAUAGAAGGAAUGAAAGUUGUCUGUAAGCUUGCUCGUGAAGUUUUGGAUGUUGCCGCAGAUGCAGCAGGCGUUGGGGUUACUACAGACGAAAUUGAUCGACUUGUUCAUGAGGCUUCCAUAGAAAGAGAGUGUUAUCCAUCUCCUCUCAAUUAUUACGGCUUCCCAAAGUCUUGCUGCACUUCUGUGAAUGAAGUGAUUUGUCAUGGAAUACCAGAUGCUCGUCCUCUUGAAGAUGGAGAUCUGCUUAAUGUGGACGUGACAGUCUACCAUAGAGGUUUCCAUGGAGAUCUCAAUGAAACAUUUCUUAUUGGAAAUGUAGAUGAAGAGGGAAGAAGACUUGUUCAAGUUACUCAUGAGUCACUCAUGAAAGCAAUAGAAAUAGUGAAACCAGGAGUUAAGUACAGAGAAAUAGGUAAUGUAAUUCAGAAACAUGUACAAGCACAUGGGUUCUCAGUAGUAAGAAGUUUCUGUGGACAUGGUAUACACAGGUUAUUUCAUACAGCUCCAAGUGUUCCUCAUUAUUCAAAGAACAAAGCAGUAGGCAUAAUGAAAGCUGGACACUGUUUCACAAUAGAACCUAUGAUAUCGGAAGGAACAUGGAGAGAUUUGCUAUGGCCAGAUGACUGGACAGCUGUUACUCAGGAUGGUAAACGUUCUGCCCAGUUUGAGCAGACCUUGUUGGUUACAGACUCUGGUUGUGAAAUCCUGACCCAGCGGAGGGAAAAAGGUGGACAACCACACUUCAUGGAUAAGUGACACAUCUAAAUUUCUAGCUUGUAUGGUCUUUAAAUGCCUUAGAGUUGACUUUUUUCUUCUGUGUGAGUGUGUGUUUAAAUGCCAUUUCUGCUGUAUUUUAGAAUAUACUAAAUAUAAAGGUAGAUCUUGGUUUAUGAA